Molecule: messenger RNA, 998 nt
Organism: Caenorhabditis sp. 36 PRJEB53466
Lineage: Eukaryota; Metazoa; Nematoda; Chromadorea; Rhabditida; Rhabditidae
Source: the annotation of a GenBank genome assembly
AUGUCAUCAAGAGGUAUUCGAGCUUCGGGUACCGAUGGGAACGACUUUCAAAACCGCCAAAGAAUCGCUCAACAUUACCAACAAAGGUACUACUAGCUUUCAUCAACGUUCUACUGAGUUUGUUUCAGUGUGCAGUACAAGUCUACUUUAAAAUGGUUCUUCGUGCCUCAUUUUUUGGUUCUAGUUUUCAUGUGGCUCAAGGUGAGAUCUCACGUGAGAUGAUUCUUUCAUUAUCAUUAGCACAAAACCUUUAAGACAAUAGCCCGCUUCAUGGGCCGAGCUUACGCUCAAAAACGGCUUGGCUGCUUGUUUGAUUCUUAUAACCGUUCGAAAGUUCACGUGAUCAUUUCUUAGACAAGCUCAGCCCGCGCAGCGGGUUGUCUUUCACAAAAUAAUGAUUCCAGGUAGGAUCUGAAUCAUUGAGAAUAAAUUUCGGAUGGAGAAACGCGUUUUUCGAGAGACUAGAUAUGCCAGCGGCAUAUCCAUGGGAGUACGUUUGGUGCCUGUCCAUCAUUUCUAUUUUUUUGGCGCUUUACUCUUUCAGAAGGAAUCAGGUAUUUUGUUCAAUAGUUCUGAUUUUUCAAACAUCAAUCUUCAGCUAACAUUUCUGCAUUACGCUUAUUACUCCGAGUUUUUAGUUGGAAUUUUCCCAUGUAUGAUUGGUCUUGGGAGCCAGCUUCCUGAACUUUUAGAAUACGUUAAUGAUAUGGAAGGAAGUAACACUCCCACAUUUAAGGUAAGUGAAUGACUUCUGAAAUGAUCCGACAACUCGCGCAGCAGGCUCAAAUUCAAACGUCCUGUUUUGCUUUCAGAGUGCAAGUGAACACAUCAGCACUCCAUAAAGUAUAAAUUCAGGGUUACAUGAAUAUUUUCAGGGAAUAUUCCCAAUGGUCAUAAUUUGGUACAUUUUCUUCGCUGUCGCUCUGCAAAUUCAUGGCUUUUCGAUGUAUUUCAUGCACAACCUUGCCGCUGCCUGGGCUCCUGUUCAUCGAGAUUGA